AUGGCGUGGCAACCUCGGUCUGAGAACCUGGGUCAGUUGACACAGUAUUUGCGUGAUUCAUUAAGUGGGAGUGUCGCGACGCAGAAGACUGCGGAACAGAUGCUAGCCCAAACACGAACCUCGCCCGAUAUCAACAAUUAUCUCGUCUAUAUCUGCAUAACGCCUACUCCCCCGUCCGAGGUAACUCCGGAUGCCUAUCACGUUGCGCGCAGUGUUGCGGCGAUCAUGCUCAAAAACAACGUCAAGAACAGCUUCAAAUCAAUACCCGAAUCCAGCAGAGAAUAUUUGAAGGCCAACGUCUUACUUGGUCUGCAAGAUACCAAUGCCCAGAUACGAAGCUACGUCGGCAACGUCACCACGGAGGUCGUGCGACAAGGUGGGGUCCUGGGAUGGCCGCAAGUUCUCCCUGACCUUGUCGCAAUGGUCGAGGGCCAGAACGGCCAAAGUUCGCCCGAGUCAAGAGAUGGUGCCAUGGGAGCUAUUUUCAAGAUUUGUGAAGAUAAUCGCAAGUCGUUGGACAAAGAGUAUCAGACACAAAGGCCCCUUGCCUUCCUGUUGCCCAAGCUCGUCGAAUUCACUCGCAACAAUGAUGCAAAAGUCAGGUCAAAAGCACUUGCCGCCAUAAAUGUGUUCUUAAAAGAGCCUGUUGCCCUGUCGAUCCGCGAGAACAUCGAUUCCAUUCUGCCGGAGAUCGUUCGCCUCUCCAGCGAUGGCGACGACAAUGUCCGACGAUUCGUUUGCCGCGCAUUUGCACUGCUGGCUGUUGGACUACCCGAGAUAUUGUUGCCUCACGUUCAAGGUAUAAUUGAAUACACACUCACACAGCAAAAAGAUGGCGAAAACUCAGAUCUGGCUCUGGACGCAGCAGAGUUCAUCUUCGAAGCCAGCGGCUCAAACAACAAACUUAGAGACGCCCUCGGUCCCCAUCUACCUCAGAUCGUGCCGGUGCUGCUCGACUGCAUGAUUUACGAUGAGGAUGCUCGCUUGCAGUUCGAGGAUGAUGUCCAAGACGCGGAAGUUGAAGACGAUGAACAGGACAUCAAACCACAAUUUGCCACUGCCAAGAAGUCCCGCGUAGAUGUGUCGGUCCCUGGCUCCUCGCAGACAGCAGGAAAUGGGGAGGCGCAAGGAGCCGCCAAUGGAUAUGCUUUUGAGGACGACGAUGAUCUCAGCGAGGGUGAGAUUGAAGACGAAGAUUACGAAGUUGACCCCGAAGAAGAGUGGAAUCUGCGAAAAUGCUCAGCCGCUACGUUGGACGGUUUGGCUUGUUACUUCCACGGAGCAGUGUUCAAGGAGGUUCUGCCGUGGCUGGUCAAGAGUCUCGAGGAUUCAAACUGGUACAACUAUGAGGCAGCCGUUCUCGCUCUGGGUGCUAUUGGGCCAGGUUGUAUGGAUGAUGUGACUCCUCAUCUUCCCGAGCUGGUCCCGUACAUGCUCAAUCGGCUAAUGGAUGAGCAUGCUAUCGUCCGACAAGUGACAUGUUGGUCCCUGAGCAGAUACUCUGGCUGGGCUGCGCACGACCCCGCUGCUUCGAAACAGCAAUUCUUCGAACCCAUGAUGGAGGGCUUGCUGAAGUGUAUGCUCGACAACAACAAAAAAGUACAAGAAGCCGCUGCGUCCGCAUUUGCAAACCUGGAAGAGCAAGCGACAUCUGCGCUGGUUCCAUACUGCAAUGUCAUUAUCCAGCAAUUCAUGAAGUGCUUCCAAAAAUACAAGGAUAAGAAUAUACAUUUGCUCUACGCAUGUGUACAGACGCUUGCCGAGCAUGCCGCAUCUUCGCUAUCCCAGCCUGAGAACGUCGAUAUCCUGAUGCCGACCUUGAUCGAACGUUGGGCCAAAGUUCAGGACCAGUCUCGAGAGAUGUUCCCGUUACUCGAGUGCUUGUCCUUUGUUGCGACUGCUCUAGGACCAAGAUUUGCACCAUUUGCACCACCCUUGUUUGCACGAUGCAUCAAAAUUCUGCAUACCAAUCUGGAGGAUGGUAUGGCAGCAGAGACCGAAGAGUACUUGGAAUCUCCGGACAAGGACUUUCUCGUUACCAGCCUCGACCUGUUGAGCAGCAUCGUUCAGGCUCUCGACAGCGCACAAAGCGCCGAAUUGACGGCCACAGCUCAGCCAAAUAUGUUUGAACUGCUUGCGUACUGCAUGAAGGACUCUAGCAACGACGUCAAGCAAUCAGCAUACGCUUUGCUGGGAGACUGCGCCAUAUACAUCUUCCCACAACUUCAGCAGUACCUCCCUGCCAUGAUGACCCUCAUCACCUCGCAACUUGACCUCAGUCAUGCUAUGGAAGAACCUGAGACCGCAUUCCGGGUGAUUAACAAUGCGUGUUGGUCCUGCGGCGAAAUAUCCAUGCGUCAAAAGGAGGGCAUGAGUCCAUACGCUGACCGUCUUUUGUCAAAGCUUGCCUUCAUCAUGUUCACCGACAGUGUUCCAGAAUCGUUGACCGAGAAUGCUGCAAUUGCACUUGGCCGCCUAGGUCUCGGGUGCCAUCAGCAGCUAGCGCCUCAUCUUGCCAAUUUCGCAGGACCAUUCUUACAGGCCAUGCAGAAAGUGGAGUGGAAUGACGAAAAGGGCCAUGCAUACAAAGGCUUCGUCAAGAUCGUUCUCGACAACCCUCAAGCUCUUGAAAAGUAUCUACUCAACUUCUUUGGCGAGAUGGCCAAUGCACCAGAGUCUUUCCUGUUGGGUAUGCAGGAUGACGGACCGAGACAAGGCUUCGAGCAAAUCCUGUCGCAAUACAAACAGAUGAUUGGUGAUGGGUUCGAGGGCUUCUUGCUGCUUCUGCCAGCCGAACAACUGCAGAAUUUACGCCGAUUGUACUCCUUCUAG
Molecule: messenger RNA, 2832 nt
Organism: Dissoconium aciculare CBS 342.82
Lineage: Eukaryota; Fungi; Ascomycota; Dothideomycetes; Mycosphaerellales; Dissoconiaceae
Product: ARM repeat-containing protein
Exons: 2
Coding region: 1-2832 (943 amino acids)
Biological process (GO): protein import into nucleus
Cellular component (GO): cytoplasm; nucleus
Molecular function (GO): small GTPase binding; nuclear import signal receptor activity
Source: RefSeq, a predicted model, not a curated record